Molecule: messenger RNA, 294 nt
Organism: Adineta ricciae
Lineage: Eukaryota; Metazoa; Rotifera; Eurotatoria; Adinetida; Adinetidae
Source: the annotation of a GenBank genome assembly
AUGCCGUUGAAAGUAUAUAUGACGAACAUAGCGAGUAAUCAAUUAACAACUGGCAAUCAACGUAAAUUGAAACAUAUUCUCGAUACGAAUAAGAUCCCUUACACGGAAAUCGAUAUUAGUGAUUCGAAGAAUAGUAAUGAAAAAGAAUUUCUUCAACGAACAUUAGCUUCAUUGAAUCAAAAGAUGACUUUACCUCAAGUAUUCAAUAAUGAACAAUAUUGUUGUGAUUUCGAAGGCAUUUUAUCAGCCGUGGAGUGUGAUUCGCUCAAAGAGACAUUGAAAUUAGACAAUUAA